AAAUAAUACUUUUACAUAAAAGAAAAAAAAAAUGGAAAAAGAAGUUGUUAAUCGUUCUUACUGUGUUCAGUUAUGGGGACUCAAAUUAAACCGAAAGAAAUGUUACACGUUACGGCCAUCCGCAGCUCCGCUCCGAGAAAAUUGGUGGCCGGAAUCGAGGCCGGCCGUCCCUGUAAUCAGAACCCUUCUCCAUCACCCACCCGCUUUCCUUUCAAACUGAACUUUUUUUUACUUUCACAAACCAAAUUUACGAAUCUUCUCGUUGAAUUUCAUUCUAACCCACUUCACACCCUCAACAUUCUCCCGUUUGCGCGUCUUUCUUGCUAUGUUUCUGCUCUCUUUGACUGGGAUUCUUGGAGAUGGGCUGCUCAAUUCAUAUCCUAUUACUUGUUUUUUCUUUGUUUAGUUGCGCAAGCCCAUGAUUAUCCGUCUCCUUCUGUUAGAUAUCCUUGUGAAGAUGUUAAUAUGUAUUAUGCUAAUGUAGCACAGUUUAAAGGUGAACCUCUCAAACGUAAGCUAAAUUCAAUUGUUGCUGCUCAUCAUUCCUUGUCCUAUAAAGAGGUCUGGGAUGCCCUCAAGAUUCUUGAUGCUGCUGAUGUAGACAAACCAGAAGCCUCAUCAGCAAUAGUGGAGAUAUACUCACAAAGGAUUGUGUCAAAGUCUCUAGCAGGGAAACCUGAGGGUUGGAACAGGGAGCAUUUGUGGCCUCGUUCUUAUGGGCUUAGAAGAGGUCCAUCCUUGACAGAUUUGCACAAUAUCCAUCCAGCAGAUGCAAAUGUGAAUUCCUCCCGGGGAAACAAAUAUUUUGGAGAAUGCCAAGUUAAAUCCCCUGAAUGCUUGAAGCCAGCCUCCAAAGAAGCGGCUUCCGACACUGAAACCGAUAAGGAAAAAUGGGCACCUCCUAAGCGCGUUAGAGGAGAUAUAGCAAGGGCAGUAAUGUACAUGGCAGUCUCUUAUGGGUUUCACCUUUCUGAUUCUCCAAACAAGGGAAAUAAUGAAAUGGGCCUACUUUCCACAUUGUUAAAAUGGAAUGAGGGUGAUCCACCAUCAAGAGAAGAGAAGUUGAGAAAUGACAGAAUAUGCAAGUUUUAUCAGCACAAUAGAAAUCCUUUUAUCGACCAUCCAGAAUACGUUGAGCUAAUAUGGAAGCAAAUUUCUCCAAUUCGUGAAAGCUCAAAGUUUCUCAAGGGAAGGCAAUGAUUAAUGUAUCUGAUUAACCCACAAGAGACUUCCUAAAGAUCAAUAUGAGAAUCAGCAAUAUAACAAGCACAGCUAACAUCCCAAGGAAGAAGCAGAAAACUGGAGACUGUAGCAGAGAUGAAGAGCUCUUCAUCUGAUCUUUAGAGCUUCCUGUAACAACAGCAUAUGUAAAAUCGAGUCUCUAUGACAUAUACUAGAAAGUGGCUCCUACAAUUUUGAAUUUCUUGCCAUGACAGAGGCCAGAGUUAAUGUUCAGUUCCAUAUGUGGUAAGAACAAGUGUCAGAAUGGGUGUGGAGUUUAUAAUUACCUUGAAGUAUUCGGCGAGGCAUCCCUGAGUUGGCCUGCAAAACAUAAAGGAAGAAGCUUUCAAUCAAAUAUUCAAUUCAGGUUACCUCUUCUCUGUUUUAUUGUCUUUGCUUUUUUAGGGUUGGGAAGUGGGCAGUGAAGCUGUGUGCUGAAAAUGCUUGAGCUGAACAGAUGAUGACACAAAAUCAACAUAGUUUUUGACGAAAGAGGUAAACUGUGAAGUUCCCUUGGAUAUUACAAAUUCUCAUUUGGGUCUUAUUAGCAGUUGGCACCUUGAUAGAAUUAUAAACACCUUGAUAGAAUUA
This is a messenger RNA of Cucumis melo (muskmelon), 1812 nucleotides long. RefSeq lists its product as uncharacterized. The transcript has 9 exons. NCBI's taxonomy places the organism in Eukaryota, Viridiplantae, Streptophyta, Magnoliopsida, Cucurbitales, Cucurbitaceae. Gene Ontology annotation, molecular function: nuclease activity. The record is from RefSeq and is a predicted model, not a curated record. Bases 73 to 1200 code for a protein of 375 amino acids.